Messenger RNA from Magnolia sinica, 2151 nucleotides. Its product is annotated as probable anion transporter 6. Lineage: Eukaryota; Viridiplantae; Streptophyta; Magnoliopsida; Magnoliales; Magnoliaceae. Gene Ontology annotation, molecular function: transmembrane transporter activity. The transcript is spliced from 2 exons. The record is from RefSeq and is a predicted model, not a curated record. The coding region runs from base 307 to 1656 and encodes 449 amino acids. Gene Ontology annotation, biological process: transmembrane transport.
UCAACCUUUGGGCUCUUUUGUCAUUUUUGAAACGGAAGAAAAGAAAGUCCUCUCCUCUCUCUCUCUCUCUCUCUCUCUCUCUCUUUCAGAUCUACGUCUCUGCUCUCUCGGAGGCCGAGUAGUCCGAGUCAGAAACUCGGCUGCGACGGACCAAACGAGCGCUUUCUGGUUUAUUCUGUUCCUUUUUAAUUGGGAUUUGUGAGAAUAUGCCCUUAGGAUAUUCUUGUUUGAGGUAAUACAGACAUGGUAGAAUUACACACAAACUCGAACAGCUACAUGUGAUUGUAUGCUUAUGAGAAGUGAAAUAUGACGACCAUGAAAUUCCCAAAGCGGUACUUGAUCGUUUUUCUAAUGUCCAUCUGCACAUGCAUUUGCUACAUCGAACGCGUGGGCUUCCCGAUCGCUUACACGGUAGCUGCAGAUGCUGUUGGGGUGGACCAAUCAAGCAAGGGCCUGAUACUGUCGACUUACUACUAUGGAUAUGCUAUCUCACAGCUGCCUGGAGGAUGGGCUGCACAGCUCAUAGGGGGGAGGCACGUUCUGCUUCUCUCAUUCGUGUUGUGGUCAACCACUUCUGCUCUAGUUCCACUCGACCCCAGCCGAGUCCGGAUCUUGGUGAUUGCUCGGUUGCUUGUUGGGGUGGCACAGGGCUGUAUCUUUCCAUCCAUCCACACUGUUCUAGCACAGUGGGUCCCACCCUACGAACGCUCACGGUCUGUUUCCGUCACAAUGUCGGGCAUGUACCUCGGUGCUGCAACUGGCAUGCUCAUCCUGCCAAGCUUGGUGAAGUUUAAGGGCCCACGAUCAGUAUUUUUAGCCGAAGCAGCAUUGGGUGCUAUUUGGUCGCUUCUUUGGUUCAAAUUCGCUAGUGACCCAUCACAUUUAGAUCAACAGAAAGCAACUGCUGUUGGCUUUGGGAAGUCUUCAUUGCCAGUCACAGAUUUAAAAGAAAACAAAGGGGCCUUGCAGAAGACAAAAGUGGAAAAUAGGGAAAGCAGGGCCCAUGUUGCCAAAAUCCCAUGGAAGAGACUAAUUCUCAGCUGGCCCAUUUGGGCGAUCAUAGUGAAUAACUUCACUUUUCAUUACGCAUUAUACGUGCUCAUGAAUUGGCUCCCGACGUACUUCGAACAAGGCCUUCAACUUAGUCUUCAGGAGAUGGGCUCGUUGAAGAUGUUGCCUUAUCUAAACAUGUUCCUAUUCUCCAACAUAGGUGGAGUGGUCGCCGAUCAUCUGAUCACAAGAAGGAUCUUGUCCGUGACCAUGACACGGAAGUUCUUGAACACAAUAGGGUUCGUCGUCGCUGCUAUUGCAUUGAUGGCACUCCCUGUUUUCAGAAAUUCCAGUGGUGCUGUGUUAUGUUCAUCAGUUUCUCUUGGUUUCUUGGCACUAGGCAGAGCUGGGUUUGCUGUGAAUCACAUGGAUGUUGCUCCAAGAUACGCAGGAAUAGUGAUGGGGAUUUCCAAUACCGCAGGGACAGUGGCCGGCAUUGUCGGGGUUGGGCUCACGGGCUGGAUUCUCGAAUCUGCGAAAACUGCCCAUAUGGAUCUUUCAAGUCCAGAAAGCUGGAAACCUGUGUUCCGCAUUCCGGGGUUCCUCUGCAUAUUCAGUUCGCUUGUGUUUUUAGUAUUCUCAACUGGGGAAAGAAUUUUUGAGUGAUGAAGAACAUUUUCAAGCCCAUAGAUAUCCCAACACGUGUUUUGGACCAAUCUUCCAUGGCCCGCCAAUAUUCAUGAUCUGGUAAAGAACUACCCUUGCGAUAUUUCUGCAUUAACAUGUCAGUCAUUCGGCUCUCACACACGUCUUUGUAGCAUUGUACCCCCCUUCAAGGGGUCGAUAUCUUAAUCAACAUCUUUAUACAAAGAUGGUAGGAAUGUUGAAGUUUAUAGUGGACUGUAACCUUGAGCAACGUAGAGCGGCAGGGAAGGCGGAAAUUAGCCAGCAAUUGUGAUAGGGUAAGCCAACCUUCAUUCAAUUGAUCUUUUUUUCUUGAGAGUUUAGUUGAAUUACUUGAGCUAAUACACUCGUGAUUGGGUGUUUACUUGAUGAACUGUGUUGACGAAUUUAGCUGCCUUUUCAUCCUUGCACACUUUUAUGCAUUUUCUUUCCGAAGGAUUCUGAAAGUUGUUGAGGAUUUAUAAGCUCUCUUAUUUC